This is a messenger RNA of Carassius auratus (goldfish), 3412 nucleotides long. RefSeq lists its product as uncharacterized. The transcript has 5 exons. Bases 304 to 3024 code for a protein of 906 amino acids. NCBI's taxonomy places the organism in Eukaryota, Metazoa, Chordata, Actinopteri, Cypriniformes, Cyprinidae. Gene Ontology annotation, cellular component: nucleus. Gene Ontology annotation, biological process: regulation of gene expression. The record is from RefSeq and is a predicted model, not a curated record.
UUAGGAGACGGACUCGCGCGUGCGUACAUGUUUGUGGGAGGAGCCAGCAACAAAACGCGAAAAUUAUUAAUGAAAUCAUCAAGUAUACGCGUUUAUGUGGAGGUCUCUCUCGAUUUCAACUCCUUUUACAUAAUCUUAAAGGUGUGAGAAACAUGCUACAUUGAAAGAAACCCCCACCCCUGAAAACCUCUAACUGCACAAACACAGACCACACCCUCUAAAGUUUCUGGAACAAGAUUCAAACUGAUUUUAUAUUUCAGGAAAAGACAUUGAUAAGUCUGAAGUAGCUGCUCAAGAGUUGUAAUGGAAAUCUUACCAUUUGAGGAGGUGGAGUUUGUUGCUGAUGCCAAAGUACAGCUGCAGCAAGGUGGAGUCUCUGGUAUUCAACAGCAUGGCUAUUACAACAUCAUCUCUGCACCUCUACAAGGUUUCUCAGAAGACUCCAGUGAUGAGGAUGACUACAUGGCACCACUGGGACCUAGAAGUGAGGAAGGCUCUGUGUGCUGUGUUUGUGGAGAAAACAUCCCCUUACUGAAUAAACUGAUAGAUCACUUCAAGACACACACAGCUGAGGUGUCUUGCCACCUGUGUUGGACAAAGUUUGGACAAGUUAUGUCGCUGGCAGUACACUUAAAAAAUGCCCAUACAAGGAAAAAUUUUAUGUGUGGUAUCUGCAGAACUCUCUUUAGGUGCACGUGGCGUCUGAAUGGACAUAUGGAAAAGCAUCGGAAAGACAUAAUGGAGGUAAAACCUGUGGUUAAAGUGGAACAGACAGAAGAAAUCAGCAUCAGAGAGAACAUAAGAUGCACUGAUAUGAGACAAAUAACCUUGAUGGAUCAUUCAUAUUGUGUCUCAGAUCAAGCAGCUACAAAUGACACUUACAGUGCCAUCCAGAAACACAUCGACAAUGAUACAAACUCCACAAAUCAAGAAUCACACAUCGAAACACAAACCGAAAGAUUGGCUCUUUUUGAUAAACAAAACGAUACCUUGACCUUUUCCUUAUGCCCUUGGAAUCAAUCAGAGCGAGAGCAUCUAAGCUUUAAACUGAAGGUAGAGUAUGAGGAUGGGCUCGGAGAAACUGCAGCUUGUGAGACGGCUGCAGAGGAUGAAAUUAGACUGAUGGAGGAUGACGAAAGUACAGACACUGAUGAAGAUGUCAGCGCCAUCCCCCCUAAUAUUAGAGAUGUAAGGGGCUAUUACAACAUCAUCUCUGCACCUCUACAAGGUUUCUCAGAAGACUCCAGUGAUGAGGAUGACUACAUGGCACCACUGGGACCUAAAAGUGAGGAAGGCUCUGUGUGCUGUGUUUGUGGAGAAAACAUCCCCUUACUGAAUAAACUGAUAGAUCACUUCAAGACACACACAGCUGAGGUGUCUUGCCACCUGUGUCGAACAAAGUUUGGACAAGUUAUGUCGCUGGCAGUACACUUAAAAAAUGCCCAUCCAAGGAAAAAUUUUAUGUGUGGUAUCUGCAGAACUCUCUUUAGGUGCACGUGGCGUCUGAAUGGACAUAUGGAAAAGCAUCAGAAAGACACAAUGGAGGUAAAACCUGUGGUUAAAGUGGAACAGACAGAAGAAAUCAGCAUCAGAGAGAACAUACGAUGCACUGAUAUGAGACAAAUAACCUUGAUGGAUCAUUCAUAUUGUGUCUCAGAUCAAGCAGCUACAAAUGACACUUACAGUGCCAUCCAGAAACACAUCGACAAUGACACAAACUCCACAAAUCAAGAAUCACACAUCGAAACACAAACCGAAAGAUUGGCUCUUUUUGAUAAACAAAACGAUACCUUGACCUUUUCCUUAUGCCCUUGGAAUCAAUCAGAGCGAGAGCAUCUAAGCUUUAAACUGAAGGUAGAGUAUGAGGAUGGGCUCGGAGAAACUGCAGCUUGUGAGACGGCUGCAGAGGAUGAAAUUAGACUGAUGGAGGAUGACGAAAGUACAGACACUGAUGAAGAUGUCAACACUUACUCACUACUCUCUGAUGACACAGCGUACAACCUGGAUGAUGACUUCAGCUCAGAAUCUGAUGGCAGUGACUCAAGAAGCAGCUCAUGUGGCCGUCACCAGUCAGUGAAUACAAUUUCCCCAGCCCCUGAUCCUCCACAUUUAACGCUGCAGCAAUUGCUUCAGACAACUCCUUUGGUUCCUGCUAAGAUGUCAGAUUUGGUUCCACAAUUUGUGGCUAUGCCGCAAACACUUAUCAGGCCCCAUUUCCCUCAUAGUUCUUGUGUCGCUCGUCCGAAAAUUCCUGUCCAUAUACCUUCAGUAGUGCGGCCAUUGAUGUCGAAUCUGGCCAGGAUGACUCCUCGUUUCCCUACCACUUCCAAUUCACCUUUUCCAAGUCAAGACGUCGUAUCCUUCUCACCCACAGUGAACAUCUCAGCACCCUGUCUAGUUUCAGCCAACAGGCCUGUUCUGAGACAAACACCUGCAGCUGAAAUUAACGUCCCACUGAUGACCUCAGUCACUUGUCCCACCCUGGUCAGUGCUCUUACUGAACACAACCAGCCACAGAUCCCUCCUGCCCAGGUUCAGGCUCCAUUACAAAUAGUGGCCAUGUUUGUGAACCAAAGCAGGGAUUUGGCUCUGCAGAAGCGACUCAAGCAGAGCUGGCGCUCCAAGACCAUCUUCCCCUGUCGCCACUGUGGGGCCGUCUCGAGACAACCGUCGCUGAAGGUGCGUCACCGCUACUUACACCGUGGGUCAAGGCUGUACAGAUGUCAGUGCGGAAGGUCGUUCCAAGGGCAGCUGCAUUUGCUGAGACACCAGAUCCAGCAUGCGGAGUCUGUCCGAUUUGUUUGUGCACAGUGCGGAAAUACAUUUGAAGGGGCACAUAAAUUGACCUGGCACAAACAGAAGCAUAGAAAUGGCAGGCGGUGUGUGAAGAAGACAUGCAAAGCGGCUUUUGACUGUAGCUGUGGACAGAUGUUUACAAGGCCAUCUGCACUGUUGUGGCAUAUGCUUCAAAACUCGAAACUCUCCAAACACACUCGAAAAAACUCAGAUUUUUUGUGUAAAUGAGACGCAUAAAAUUGGAAACUCACCUUUUUAUCAACUGCUAAUUGUUUUUAUUUGGCCCUAAUGGAUAUUUCUGUAUAAUUAUUAUGUGGUCAGCAGUGGUGUAUCUGAUUUUUUUCUUUAAGUCCAAAUCCAUAAUAGCACAAAUAGUAACAUUUUAACCCUAAAGAUAAGUUUUGUAUCAGAAGAAAUGUGAAAUGGGAGAGUCUUUGUAAUUUAUAAAGAUAUAGAUUUUUCAUAAGAUGGAUGUGACUACUGAAAGAACGGUUAGUGAGAGUAUUUUAAGCAAGCUCUCGUUUAUUAAUGACCAAAAAAACACACUUUUUAAUAUUUUAUGGAGGUUUUGUGUUGUAUGGCAAUGAUUCAGUCUAACCCAUUUGUAAUAAAUUUG